Oncorhynchus masou masou (cherry salmon) is the source of this 3640-nucleotide messenger RNA. It is a transcript of the gene spsb3a, whose product is annotated as splA/ryanodine receptor domain and SOCS box containing 3a. Gene Ontology annotation, cellular component: SCF ubiquitin ligase complex. The transcript has 7 exons. Gene Ontology annotation, biological process: proteasome-mediated ubiquitin-dependent protein catabolic process. The record is from RefSeq and is a predicted model, not a curated record. Bases 228 to 1358 code for a protein of 376 amino acids. Lineage: Eukaryota; Metazoa; Chordata; Actinopteri; Salmoniformes; Salmonidae. Gene Ontology annotation, molecular function: protein binding.
UCUCGCGAUGUUGCGCCUCUGGGCUGAGAAUCUCUCAUUACUCUGUUGGCCGACUAGCAUGUACUGAACUGCAAAUGUACUGUACUUAACUGCAAAUGUUUGAUUAAGAUGUUGGCGUAUUCAGUCCUGUGAUGUCUAACGAAGACCAAGGGAUUAUUUUUUAAGUGUAAAACAGGAAGCGGACGACUGGCAAGUUGGUAACGUUACAGUACAGGUGUCCUGCUGCAAUGUCAAGGCGGAGCAGGAACAGCCGGGCAUGGCGUUACGUAUGGACUGGAAUACGGCGAGACGCUGAUUCCCGAGUGCAGGUAUUGGCCUCAGAGAGUCAGGAGUGGGGCUACGAAGGCUUACAGUACAGUGACUCAGACUCUGAGCCAGACUACCGGCUCGUGGUGCCACCGUUCCCCAGUGCCGUGCCCGUUACCGGAGAGUCGUACUGCACCUGCGACUCCCAGGCCGAGCCCAGCUACAACCCACGUCUCCGGGGCUUCCACCGCAUCAAAGACUGCCACUGUGGAGAGGAAGACCAGGACUUCGACUGGGUGUGGGACGACAGUAACCGCUCCACGGCCACGUUGAUGACCUGCGACAACCGCAAAGUCAACUUCCACACAGAGUACAGCUGUGGCACAGCAGCCAUCAGAGGUUCCAAGGAGCUGGCAGAUGGCCAGCACUUCUGGGAGAUUAAGAUGACAUCACCAGUGUACGGGACAGAUAUGAUGGUAGGCAUCGGAACCUGUGACGUGAACCUGGAUAAGUACAGACAUACCUUCUGCAGCCUGUUGGGGAAAGAUGAUGACAGCUGGGGUCUCUCCUACACUGGUCUGUUGCAUCAUAAAGGAGACAAGGUGAACUUCUCCUCACGUUUCGGCCAGGGCUCAAUCAUCGGAGUGCACCUGGACACAUGGCACGGAACACUCACCUUCUUUAAGAACCGCAAGUGCAUAGGCGUGGCGGCUACGGCGCUACAGAACAAGCGUUUCUACCCCAUGGUGUGUUCCACAGCAGCCAAGAGCAGCAUGAAGAUGAUCCGCUCCUGCUUCACGCCCACUUCCCUGCAGUACCUGUGCUGUGCCCGCCUCCGCCAGCUCCUCCCUGAGUGCCCAGACACCCUGAGCGUCCUGCCGCUGCCCCCUGGCCUGCGCCACCUUCUGCACAAUAAGCUGGGCUGGGUCCUCAGCCUCAACAACGGCCUCCUGGGGGCCCCAGAGGGGGAAGAAGGGAGGGUGGGGGGCUUGGGGUCUGACUCAACCCCUACGCCCCCCUUGGCCGGGGCCUUGUCCUCUGAAAGCGAUGACUCUGAGGGGUGUUCGUCGGACCCUGAGGCAUGUCAGAGGAAGAGAUGUCGUUGGACGUGACGCGAAUCCGACGUGACCCCAAUGUCAACACAUGGGGUGUGUCCGAAAUGACACCCUGUAGUGCACUACUGGUCAAAGGCCCAUAGAACUCUUGUCUAUAGGGUGCCAUUUGGAUUCAGCCAUGAACUGGACUGAAUCCCCGCCCCCUCUCUGAGACACACUCAAGUUAUAAUCCCUUACACACAUACACACGUUACCGUUAAUGGGUGAACCCAGGACCUGGGGACAGUGUUGUGGAAACAUUUUAAUCAAGAUCAAACAAAGACCUAUGACCAAACUUCAGUGUACAUUAACAGUACAUGCAACAAGAAGAAUGACAUGGAAUCAAUGAAAAGAGACCAAGUGCAGAAUUAUGUGAAUUGUCACCAUGCUUUCUCCUUGUAUAUGAAAAGCUGGUUGGAUUGCUAUAGGAGUGGCCCGUAAGGCCAUAUUUUAAGUUUCUGUUUCAGCUGACCGAAGAAUGAAAGUUGAGUUGUCAAAAUGUCGUCUCCAGGAGAUUUACUUGUUUCAUUUAUAUGUUCUUGCUCUGCAGGUAAUACACAGUUCAGUUUGACAGUUAUGAAUACUCAGUGAAACAAAGUUAUUUUGUUGUUUAUCAACACAUUUUUUUCGGAGCAGGAGCAAACUUUUAUUCUUUCUUUUAUUUAGAUCAGCUUGACAAUGUAUUCCCCUGAAUUAUUUUUGUCAUAUCGACACAACUUUUUUAUUUAUUUUUUUAACACGUUUUAGGGGGGUUCUGAUUCAUUUUUCACUCAAUACUGCUGUCGUAUUAGAUAUUGGUUGGGGGAGUGAUGACCGUUAUACACACCCUCUAUGUUGAACUGUGAGUUGUCAUGCACCGUUCUUAUACCGACCUCCCUGUUAUGCUCUCCUUCUGCUUGAUGGUAGACUCAUGUCUGUUAGUCACACAGACAUUUGAUUUAGUCGUCACCCCUGUGCAUCCAGUGGUUGGGCUGUAGACAGUUUACUGAAUAAAGAAGGCAAAGGGGGUAGAAAAGGGGUGUCCACAUAUUAUAAUAAAUAUGUGUAUUUUUCAGUGUACAAUGUUUAUUUUAUGCAUCAAAACACUUGUAUAUACCGUGCAUUUGGAAACUAUUCAGACCCCUUGACUUUUUCCACAUUUUAUUACAUUAGCCUUAUUCUAAAAUUGAUUCAAUUGUUAUUUUUUUCUCAUCAAUCUAUACACAAUACCCCAUAAUGACAAAUCAAAAACAGGUUUAUAGAAAUGUUAACUUAGCAAAUUUAUAAAAAACAUCCCUCCAGAAUGCUGCCACCACCAUACAUAAAGGCCUGAUUGGUGGAGUGCUGCAGAGAUGGUUGUCCUUCUGGAAGGUUAUCCAAUCUCCACAGAGGAACUCUUGAGCUCUAUCAGGGUUCUUGGGUCUUAAUGGUUCCAAACUUCUUCCAUUUAAGAAUGGAGGCCACUGUGUUCUUGGGGACCUUCAAUGCUGCAGAAAUGUUUUGGUACCCUUCCCCAGAUCUGUGCCUCGACACAAUCCUGUCUUGGAAGUUGACAGACAAUUCCUUCGACCUCAUGGUUUUUGCUCUGAUAUGGACUGUCAACUGUGGGACCUUUAUAUAUACAGGUGUGGGCCUUUCCAAAUCAUGUCCAAUCCACGGGUGGACUCCAAUCAAGAUGUAGAAACAUUUCAAAGAUGAGAUCAAUGGAAACGGGAUGCACCUGAGCUCAAUUUCGAGUCUCCUAGCAUAGGGACUGAAUACUUAUGUAUAAGGUAUUUGUUUUUUAUUUUGAAUACAUUUGCUAAAAUUUCUAAAACAACUCUGUAAUGUUACAAACUGGAAAAGGUGAAAGUCUAAAUACUUUCCCAAUGCACUGUAUAAACGGGAUAUAUAAAUUGAUCUUCUAUGCUAUGUAAUGUUCAUACUGUAUGUGUAGGCCUUUAUUCUUAUCUUGAUCUCUGUCAAUCUUUCUCUCCAAUAAUGUAUAUCUAAAGCAUGGCCUUUGACUGAAACUAAGAUGAAUAGGUGAAAUAUGCACAGAACUAUCGCUGUAUUGGCAAGGUUUUGUUUUGUUGUCAAAUUAUCUGUGCUUUUUGCCUUUUUUCCCCCUGGUUCCAGCAAAUGUUUAAUCUUUAAUAAUCAUUUACAUUCAGUAUUCUCUGCUAGGUUGCAAUAACAAUAUAAAUCUUAUGUUUGCACACCAAUGUUCCUCCCAAGAACUAAGGAUUAAGUAAGUAAUGUUUGCUGGUCUAAAGAACCUACAAUGGCACAAUGCAAAUACCUUGGCAUAUCAACAUCAAAUAAAAUACAAAUCAACCUUU